AUGGCACCCAACCAACGUGAUGAACGGCUGCGCUCGGGCCCUGCGCUUGAAGCUGAGCCCAAGCCCUACGACCCAAAUCCUCCACCGAUUCACCCGUCGUUCAUCCAGGUAGCUCGUCCCUUCGUCUUUGAGGAGACAAUCCAAGGCUGCCUGGAUGCGAUGGGUGUUAAUCGCACCCGUGAGGAGUCUCUGCGCUUGCUGGGUGUUGCAUGGAUCGACAAUGUCCGACGGGCCCUACACCUCCCCGUGCGGACUUCCAACACUGCGGUGAAGUAUUAUCACCGAUUUCGCCUGAUCCAUCCCGACAGUGAAUACAACUACGUGGAUGCUGCUGCCGCUGCUCUGUUCACUGCAUGCAAGAUCGAGGACACGCUGAAGAAGUCCCGGGACAUUGUGUGCGCAGCUUACAACCUCAAGUUGCUCCCCUCCGAGCAUCUGACCCCCGAUGAUCCUGUAUUUGAGACCAACGCCCGUAGCGUCAUUGGUCUCGAGCGGCUCAUGCUGGAAGCUUUUGGCUUUGACUUCCGUACCCGUCACCCCCAGAAGCCCUUGAUCAAGCUGGCCCGCCACUGCAACUUCACAAAGGAGUCAAAGGUCUACUAUCUGGCCUGGGAAAUUUCCUUGGAUCUGUACCGCACCUUUGCGCCACUGAAGCAGACCACGCAGACCAUGGCAUUCAGUUGUCUUGAGCUAGCAGUCCGACUCUUGGACCAGCGCUGCGAACCCCUCGAGUCUGGAGUGGACUACGCAAAGUGGAGCACCAGCCGUGGAGCAGUUAUGGAAACCCUCCUUGACUUGCUCGAGCUGUACACACACAGCCGUACUCAAACCUCCGUCGGCCCUAAUUUCCCACCGGAUCAGUUCCUCAAAGUCCGCAUCCCCCUCAACCAAGAGAUCAAAGACAAGCAGAUCCCACGGUACACUAGCCCCUGGAAUAUGGGUGAUGGAUCCGAGCAACAUGAUGCUCGUGGAAAACAGCCCGAUAACCGCCAACGCCCUUAUCAUCCACUGACACCGGUUGCCGCCAAUGGAGACCGCCGCGGAGAGAGUGAGCGUGGUCGAGAUGCGCCGCUGCGGUUCAUUCUUGACCCGGCCUGGGCGGCGGAGGAGAAGAGACAAGUCGGGGAGUACUUCAAGGUGGAGAUGGAGGAAUACGAGGUCGAGGAGUGA
This is a messenger RNA of Penicillium cataractarum, 1170 nucleotides long. RefSeq names its product putative cyclin. Gene Ontology annotation, molecular function: cyclin-dependent protein serine/threonine kinase activator activity. The record is from RefSeq and is a predicted model, not a curated record. NCBI's taxonomy places the organism in Eukaryota, Fungi, Ascomycota, Eurotiomycetes, Eurotiales, Aspergillaceae. Bases 1 to 1170 code for a protein of 389 amino acids. Gene Ontology annotation, cellular component: nucleus; cyclin/CDK positive transcription elongation factor complex. Gene Ontology annotation, biological process: positive regulation of DNA-templated transcription, elongation; regulation of transcription by RNA polymerase II. The transcript is spliced from 5 exons.